ACCCCCGAUCGAUCCCUGGAAAAUGACGGUACUACCAAUGCGGAACGAGGCCGGUGCCAAGUGGACGUUCCGAGGCAACGGCGGGCUCACGACGGCGUCGGCGAUCACGGUACGCGGCGUCCUCAACCACGUGAUGGAGAACCUUGACGAAGAGGAUGGCAGAGCCGUCGUCCCGCUCGGCCAGGGCGACCCCUCGACAUUCCCGUGCUUCCGCACGGCGCUCGUCGCGGAGGAUGCUGUAGUCGAUGCGGUCCGCUCGGCCGAGUUCAACUGUUACGCCCCCACCGUCGGCAUUCUUCCCGCCAGGAGGGCUAUUGCCGAUCAUCUCUCCCGUGACCUCCCUUACAAACUAUCCCCGGACGAUGUCUACCUGACGAUAGGAGGUACGCAAGCCAUCGAAGUCGUAGUGACGGCUCUUGCUCGCCCCGGCGCCAACAUUCUGCUUCCGAGGCCCGGAUACCCGUGCUAUGUCGCACGCGCGGCGCUCUGCGGCCUCGAGGUGAGGUACUUCGACCUCCUCCCUGACAAGGGCUGGGAGGUCGAUCUCGAGCGCAUGGAGGAUCUUGCGGACGCGAACACAGUCGCGAUGGUGAUGAUCAAUCCUGGGAAUCCAUGCGGGACUGUCUUCAGCUACCAGCAUCUGAAGGAGAUCGCCGAAACGGCUAGGAAGCUUGGAAUCAUGGUUAUUGCGGAUGAGGUCUAUGAUCAUUUGGCUUUCCGGGAUACGCCGUUCGUGCCCAUGGGUGUUUUCGCAUCCGUCACUCCCGUCUUGACGGUGGGCUCCCUAUCGAAGAGGUGGAUAGUCCCCGGCUGGCGACUUGGUUGGGUGGCAACGAACGAUCCGAACGGCUUUCUGAAAGAUACCGGGGUUGUCGAGUCCAUUGUAGGAUUUCUGAAUGUAUCCCCCGAUCCCGCAACCUUUGUUCAAGCGGCAAUCCCUCGUAUACUUGAGAGAACGGGCAAGGAAUUCUUCUCAAAAGUUCUUUGCAUGCUAAGAGAGGCGUCGGACAUAUGUUACGACAAGAUCCGAGAGAUGCCUUGCCUCGUGUGCCCGAAGAAGCCCGAGGGGUCCAUGUUUGCUAUGGUCAAGUUGGAUUCAUCGCUGUUGGAGGACAUAGAGGACGACCUGGAUUUUUGCGUCAAGCUGGCUAGGGAAGAAUCCGUCGUCGUCCUGCCUGGGAUAGCUUUGGGAAUGAAGAACUGGCUGCGCAUAACCUUCGCCGUCGAGCCGUCUUCCCUCCAAGACGGCCUCGAGAGGAUGAAAGCUUUCUGCCAAAGGCAUGUCAAGAAAUAACACAUGGAAUCGAUAUGUUCCAUGCCUCGAUGGAGCGGUACUGCAAUCUACCAUCAGUGUCAAGAGAGUAGGAUCCGAAGCUCCAUCGAGAUAUCCAUUGCAACUUCUUUGGGGUUAGUUAGUACUUGGUGUUAGAAUUUUAGGUGCUCGUAGAUUGAGACCACAACAUCUUGUUGUUCGUC
Molecule: messenger RNA, 1476 nt
Organism: Rhodamnia argentea
Lineage: Eukaryota; Viridiplantae; Streptophyta; Magnoliopsida; Myrtales; Myrtaceae
Product: nicotianamine aminotransferase 1-like
Exons: 7
Coding region: 23-1294 (423 amino acids)
Biological process (GO): amino acid metabolic process; biosynthetic process
Molecular function (GO): pyridoxal phosphate binding; transaminase activity
Source: RefSeq, a predicted model, not a curated record